Messenger RNA from Apis florea (little honeybee), 8637 nucleotides. RefSeq names its product multiple PDZ domain protein. The record is from RefSeq and is a predicted model, not a curated record. Gene Ontology annotation, molecular function: protein binding. NCBI's taxonomy places the organism in Eukaryota, Metazoa, Arthropoda, Insecta, Hymenoptera, Apidae.
CCUGUCAAGUACUCGAUAGUUUGGCAUAGUCAGCUGAUGGCAAAAUGCAAUUAAGUGUUUCCUGUAAUAUUUCACGAAAUCUAUUCUAAUUUUUGUGCGCGAUCGUGAAAUUUGUUGAAAAUAAUCUAUUCGUAAUCUACUAACCUUCUAUUUCAAGUUUCCAAAGGAAUAUAGAGGGAUUCACAAGACUUUUUAUAAUUAUUUACCAGAAGCAAAUCUACCAAAAACAAAAUGCCUCUAAGUGCAGAUAUAUCUACAGCUCUUCAUUUAUUAGAGCAUGUGCAGGAAAGAGUAGAAGAUUGUAAUGAUCCAAAGCUACAAAUGCAUACUACUCAAGAUAUAAAAUCUUUAAUUUCUCUUCUGGAAGAUCCAGUAUUUCGUAGUAUAGUGACCAUUCAAGAUUCUCUGAUCGAAUUAAAUACUCAACUAGGCCAGCAUCCGUCUAUUAUCCCUGGGGAUUUUGAUAUAAACAUCAGUGGACAACUUGAACUUUCUGUUCCUAGUACACCGGUUCAACCACUUGGAUCAAAUGUAUAUCAAGAUCUAUAUCAAGAUAGCAGCGAACUAGAAGAUCAAAGAGUUCCAGUUGUUCCAUUGGUGCAUAGUAGCAGCGAAGAUACUAGUGCACAGGUUACAAGUCCAAGCCUUGUAUCGGAAGUUAUGGGAAUGCCUCCAAUUACAACAACAACAUAUGUUAAAGAAUUUAAGAAGGUAAUUGAAGCUGCAGCAAGAGGUCGUCAAGUAUUUACUGUGCAGUUGUAUAAACCAGAAGGUACUAGUUUGGGAUUUAGUGUGGUUGGUCUUCGCAGUAAGGAUAAAGGAGAGUUGGGUAUAUUCUUGCAGGAGAUACAACCAAAUGGCAUAGCUGGUUGCGAUGGCCGAUUGGUAGAGGGAGAUCAGAUAUUGGCGAUAGAUGGACAACCACUAGAUUCGAAUAUCUCUCAUGAGCAGGCAAUCUCGAUCCUCCAGAAGGCACGUGGUCUGGUUGAGUUGGUCGUAGCAAGAAGCACUCAAGACGUUGGGAGUUCUUUGCCGACGGAUGAGUUGUCCGGAGCAUCGAGUUCGACAGCGGCCGCGGGAGCAGGUGUGUCCAUCAUCAGCGGCGUUGUCGGCGGGGCAACGAACCAGGCCAGCUCCGACAAGGAUCAAUCGGUGUCCACGUCGUCCGUCGUCACACCGGCACCGACCCCCAAGUCCAGCCAACCGGCGAGCACCGCCUCGGCGGCAACGCCGACACCGACACCGCCGACCUCGACCCCGGUACCCGGAGGCCUCGUUGUCGAAAGGAGCCCCUCCGCCGUCAGCGACGCCUCCAAGAGUGGCUCUGACAUGGUGCUGAACACGGAAUGGGCACAAGUUGAGGUAAUAAAUCUGAUCAAUGAUGGUAGCGGUCUUGGAUUCGGAAUCGUGGGUGGACGAAGCAGCGGUGUUGUCGUCAAGACAAUCCUUCCAGGAGGUGUCGCCGAUCGAGAUAAUCGGUUGCAGAGCGGGGACCAUAUAUUGCAAAUCGGCGAUGUCAAUUUGCGGGGAAUGGGAAGUGAACAGGUUGCGGCAGUCCUGCGACAAUCCGGCACGCACGUGCGUCUCGUUGUCGCGCGACCUGUGGAACCAACCUCGCCGGAUUACCAGGCACUCGGCAGCCACGCUCCGAUCGUACCAACCAAGAUUCUGGGUGACCCGGAGGAGUUGGAUCGUCACCUGGUGCACAGCGUGCCGGAGACGUACAACAUGCGCCACGUGCAGCCCGACAGCGCGUACGACAACGGCUUCAUGUACUCCCAGGAAUCUGACGUCGAGAUGCACGCAAGGCCAGGUCUCAUCAUGGACGUAGUACGCAACCCAAUGCCAAUUGGAGCGAUGCCAGUGAUACCGACGGUUCCGGUGCAGAUCCCGGAGCUUCCGGUCCUCACCAUGGACACCAUUGAUGUUAACUCACUGCCAGAAAUGGAACGAUUCACCGUCGAGCUUAAGAAAGACAUUUACGGCCUCGGGAUUACCAUCGCUGGAUACGUGUGCGAGAAAGAAGAGUUAUCUGGCAUUUUCGUGAAGAGCAUCAGCGAGGGAAGCGCGGCAGACUUGAGCAACAAGAUCCAAAUAAACGAUAGAAUAGUGGAGGUGGACGGCCAUUCUUUACAGGGUUACUCAAAUCACGAGGCUGUGGAGGUGUUACGACGUACAGGGCAAACGGUAGUCCUUUGUCUGGAGAGAUAUCUACGUGGACCAAAGUACGACCAGCUUCAACAGGCGAUCGCGGCCAGUGAACUGAGACUACCUCAACCGAGCUCUCCAUCCAUCACCAGUUUGCCAAGCUUCCCGAUUAGCGCGGAUGGAGAAACUACUACUGAAAUAGAACCUGAAGGAGAGUCGCAUACAACUGUCGACAGCGCGAUUCUCCAGGAUGGUGAUCGCGAAAGAGGGUCGGAGGAAUUGGAUGACGCCGCCAAUGUGGAAGCUUUGUUGAGCGAUCCAUCCAGCGAGCUUACGCCUCAAAUUCGUGCCGCCAUUAAGGCGAAAUGGCAGAAGAUCGUCGGACCAGACACGGAGAUUGUGGUGGCGCAAUUGAAGAAAUUCGCAGAAGGCAGUGGUCUUGGAAUAAGCUUGGAAGGGACUGUGGAUGUGGAGAACGGGCAAGAAGUGAGACCGCAUCAUUACAUAAGAUCGAUCCUUCCGGAAGGACCCGUAGGACAAAAUGGAACGCUUCGUUCCGGGGACGAAUUGCUCGAGGUGAACGGAUAUCGAUUAUUAGGUAUCAACCACAUGGAAGUAGUUAGCGUGUUAAAAGAAUUACCCAUACACGUUCGAAUGGUUUGCGGAAGGAACAUCGCUUCUCAGGAUCCUCUUUGUCCUAUCGACACUGCUCAACACCAAGCCGCUUUCCAAACCAGAAGUAUCCUUGGAGGAUCUCUGCAGAACUUGCUACCAACGAUGGACCGUCUGGUGAAGGCAAAGUCUGACGGCUCGUUGGCGUCGACGACGACCACGGCUACGGUGACGGAUGCCAGUUUGAACAAGAUGAAAUCGCGAUCUUUGGAACCGUUAACUGGCCUGGCGAUGUGGAGCUCCGAACCGCAGAUCAUCGAAUUGGUAAAGGGAGAACGGGGCCUUGGGUUCUCCAUUUUGGAUUAUCAGGAUCCAAUGAACCCCAACGAAACUGUGAUAGUAAUAAGAUCACUGGUGCCCGGUGGCGUGGCUCAGGUCGACGGGCAGCUGAUACCAGGAGAUCGUCUUCUAUUCGUCAACGACAUCGCCCUGGAGAACGCGACGUUGGAUCAGGCGGUGCAGGCGCUCAAAGGCGCCCCCAAGGGCACCGUGCGGAUCGGUGUGGCCAAGCCGUUGCCCAUUCCAGACAGUAUUGUCCAGAGGGUGCCGCCAAUUUGUCCCGUGAGACGCAGCAAAAGCUUCCCAAACGAGAGCGAAACGACCGAUCACGCAGCCGAGCUCGAGGACUUCCUCUCCUCCAGAUCAGGAGUGACGGAGCUCUCGAUGGACAAGCCAAAUGGGAUAGGAUCCGAAGAGGAGGAGGAGGAGGAGGAGGAUCACUGGAAGGACGCGUCGCCCAUCACACCCACUUGCAGCCCCACCAAACACCCGCCCAAAGCUAUCGAAACAAGGACGAAAACCGUGGAAGUCGAGGUGCACGACUUCCAGCCGACCAGUCCUCUCGAAGGAAAGGACGUGAUCAUCAUCGACAGCAGCGCCACCCCGCCCAGCAAGAAGAUGGCGAUGAAGCGGGAAUCGACGACAGGCGUGGAGAAAGUAGCGCCGAAAGUGAAAUUAAAGAGGGAGCAGGUGGUGGUAGAGGCGGACGACCAAUCGCAAAAAGUGCCUGAAGUAGCUGGAUCAUCGACAUCCGUGGAGAAGAAACGGGUAUCCACGACGAGGGAAGCCCCGACAAGCGACGCGUCGUCCGACAGAGGCGCCAAGAAGAAGACGUUCAACAGGAAGGAUCAAGACAGGAGAUCCUCGAGAAGAAAAAUCGAGGAGGAAUCUUCGAGGGGAGGGGAAGAACCGGACGAUGGAUCCAGGAGGAAGAGGGAUCCGGAGGAAGUGACGAUCAGGAGCAGGGAGGAGAGGAAGAGUCUGAGGGAGCAGGAGUGCAUCGAGAGAGUGACGGAAUUCCUGACCAAGCACAGCGUGUUGACCUAUCCAGAACUGGGUCCGACGGGUGAACAGGAGGAGCAAGCGCAACCACCGUCCAACCUCUUGGAGAUCCAGGAAGCGCCGAUUCGAGGUGCCGCCACCUCGAAGCAGGAGCCGCCACUGGCAAGAACGAGAAGCGUGAAGAGAUCCGAAGAGGCCGCGAAGGGUCUGCCGCGAGAAACCAGUUGUUCCACGCAGCAGACGGUUGGCAGAGUGGCCGUGACACCUGGCAAGCCUCCAGAAACUCGCGACGAGGUUAUCAAAACAGCAGCGAGCCAGGCAGAGGCGGACGCUCCGGCGACGAAACGUCGAAGCUCCAUGAGAAAGAGAACCUUUUCCAGGGAAUCGUCAAGGGAAUCAUUGUUGGACGACACGAAGAAAGAGGUCAGGAUACAGGAGAACGUGGAAGAAUUCUUUUUCGAGGACACCAGCGAGCAGAUCACCGGCAUCGUUCCUGAGGUUCAGCUGGUCAAAGCUAGGAUAAUCACCGCGGAGGAGGUGGCGGCGAAUAGGGUGGAGGAGCCGAUGAGGAUCGAGGUCCACUCGCCACCGGAAGUGGCGGUCGUUGUCAACACCACAGACUCGGUCAGGGUGAAGAGUGGAAGGGUCCCGUCGCCCGAAACCGUGGACAUGUCCCAGUUGCAAUUGAUCAGCCUGGCAAAAUCGACAUCCGAGAACACGUUGAUCGACAAGGAGGUCGUCGGCGACGAGGAGAACAAAGUUUCCGAGAGGAAUAUCAAGGCUGAGAUUUUGCUCGACUUGUCCAAGGUGUCGGAUGUUGGGGACGAGGGGGAGGAAUCGAUCGAGGGGGAAAAGAAGGAGAGACGGUUGAGCCGAACCGGGAGCGAGGGGUCGAAGAGGAGUGGAUUGAAAGGUCAGGGAAAGUUGAGGGAGAGGGACGGUUUUAAAAUCGGGAGUUUGGCGCAACCGGAUGAACCGGAACUCACCGUGUUGCUGGAGAACGAGAGGAGGAGGAACGUUGACGACGACAGAGACAGUUUGGUGGAUUUCGGUGUGGAGAAAGUAAUUAGGAGGGAGCCUGCUGACCAACGAGUCGAGGAGGAGGUUCUUCUUCCAUCGUCGAGGAGGAGGAUCCUUCAAACUAGAAGAGGACUAGCCGAGUUCGAGGAGGAAGCGCGGUUGGAUCGGACACCGGUCGCGGAAUCGAGAGAUUAUGAGAGAGCGGGGCGGCUCGAGGAAUCGGUCACCUUCAGGCCCGAGCUCAGAGGAGGCGAGGAGGACAGCAGCUUGAUCAGCAAGGAGCACUCGUUGGAAUACCAGAGCCAGACACUCGAAAGCCAAUCGGAGAGUCAUCUGUUGCUCUCAGCCUCGUUGGAGAGCCUUCUUCUCAGAUCGGCCCCGGACAGCUGGCCUGGGAGCCAACGGUUGGACAGGAGCGAGGGAUCCGAGCGCAGCUUCAAAGAGACCCAGUACUCGCCCAAGGAGAGGCAGGACGCCCAGACCCAGACAGAGCAGGAGACGAAGAGCACCCAGUGCAGCCCUGAGGAGCAGGCAAGCGCGGCGAGCCCGAUAGGGGAGGAGACCUCUUCCUGGGAGAGCCCGAAGCGGUUGGCUUCGAGGAAGCAUCAUCAGAGCCCGAGACGCGAGGUCGAGACUCAGACUCAAGGGGAGAGCAAGAGCGUGCAGUGUUGUCUGGACGAGUUGGGCGGUUUGUCGAGGAUUGUUCAGCCGCGAGAAUCGGACGAGUCGUUCGACAACAGCCCGUCCAGGUCGGAGAGGUGUCAGGUGAAGGAGUCGAAGAGCGUCCAGUGUCUUCCCGGGGACAUUCCAGGGAUCGUCUCGAGUUCGGUGGACGGUGAACCGUCGUUGAAUCAGAGAGAGGGGAAGGUUGUCCCGCGUAAGGAGGUCGAGGUUCAAACUUAUCAGGAGUCGAAGGCCGUCCAGUGCAGCGAUGACGAGCUUCUAGAGGCGGCCGGUGUAGAAUCGUUUGGCGGUGUAGAGGAGGGUUUUAAGGGAAGGCGGAGGGGAGGAGGUAGUUCCGGGUCGUCGAGCUGCGGCUCGCUUUGCGAGCUUCCCACGUUGGUGUUCGUCGACGAGAAGAUAGACAUGACGGUCACGCACAGGGAUCACGAUGGAAACGUGAGCUGGUCGAAGCAUUGGGGGCCCGAGAGGCUGGUGGAGAUCUACAGGGAGCCGAAAACUAGUCUUGGACUGAGCAUCGUUGGUGGAAAGGUCGAUCUGCACAAUGGCAGCUCCAGCAAGUCGCAGAACAUAUCCGGGAUAUUCAUAAAGAAUGUGUUGCCGAACAGUCCAGCCGGAAGGACCGGCGAGCUGAAGAUCGGGGAUCGAAUAAUCGAGGUCGAUGGCGUGGACCUGCGGCACAGCACGCAUGAGCGGGCGGUUGAGGUCAUCCAAGCCGCCGGAAAUCCUGUCUGCCUUCUCGUCCAGUCUCUGGUGCACCUGAACAACGAGCACGGAGGGGAAGGGGAGGAAAGAAGGCAGAACGAUAGAAGUCCGAGAUUGGCGGGGACACCCACGGCGCCCUAUUCUUCCUUGGAGAAGGGAGGAGCAGUCUCGCCUGUUAGGUCCAUCACGCCGGAAGUAAUACAGGCAGGAAUCGAAGACGGGGAAAGGCAAAGUAGCUCAAGAUCAGAUUUCAAAAGACAGAGUACAAAAGCUUCAGAUGGCGCGGGAUCCAGCACGCGAAGAUCCUCCAUGAAAAAGUCUGUGCGCAAGAAGGCGCCAUCACCGCCUUCAAAUCCAGGAAUAUUGCGAGAGGUGAGCGAGGAGAAAGAGGAUAAUGCGUCGAAACCGGAAAAUCCCCCAAGACGGAAGUAUUCCUCGGACGAGAGCUCCGAGGAGGAGGAUGUGCGCGAGCUCGAGGGUAACGUUUACACGAAGGCUGGCAUGGAGAUUUCGAGGAAAAGCGCCGGAAAUGUGAAACGCAGCAGAGCGGAAAUUGAGGCGGAUCCGGAGAAGGAGGACGAGUUCGGUUACACGAAUAUGAAGAUACAGAAGAAAUACCAUUCGCUGGGGCACAAGGUGAUACUGGUGCAAGUGGAGAAAGACAGGCGUGGUCUCGGCAUUUCAUUGGCCGGGCACAAGGAUCGAAAUCGGAUGGCAGUGUUCGUUUGUGGCCUUAAUCCAAAAGGGGCAGCUCACAAAACUGGCGAGAUUUCGGUCGGCGACGAGAUACUUGAGGUAAAUGGCUGUGUUCUGCAAGGGCGAUGCCAUUUGAACGCAUCUGCCUUAAUUAAAGGAAUGGCUGGCACGUGUUUCAAAAUCAUCGUUUUACGGAGAUCCGCUGCCCUUAACGACAUCGCUGUCAAGCCCAUCGUUCAAUUCCCUCCGACAUUAGACGAUUCUGACAUGUUCAACCAGUACAAAGGAGUUCGCAAUAUACCGGUGAAGAAGGGCCAAUACGGACUUGGAAUAAUGAUCAUCGAGGGAAAACACGCGGAAGUCGGUCAGGGUAUAUUCAUUUCAGACAUUCAGGAAGGCAGUGCUGCAGAGCAGGCCGGUUUGCAAGUGGGUGACAUGAUCCUUGCUGUCAAUAUGGAUUGUCUGUUGGGCUCGACUUACGACGAGGCCACGAGUCUUUUGAAGAAGGCAGAGGGUGUGGUGACGCUCACAGUGUGCAAUCCUAAUCAAAGCAAAGUCGCCAAAGAGGAGGAGGACAGGGCGAAAGGAAUUCUACCGGCUGAAUCUGAACAGAAAAAGGAGCCAGAAAAGCCACCGGAACCGGAACCACCGCAGGAUCCGAAAGAUUGUAAGAUAGCGACUGGAAGGGAUACAACGAUAGAGUUCCAGAAGGACAAGGACAAAGGCAUCGGGUUCAUCAUAGCUGGUGGAUCUGACACGCCAUUGAAAGGGGUGUUCAUCGUCGAAGUAUUUCCGGACGGUGCAGCCCACAAGGACGGACGAUUGCAAGCUGGAGACCAGAUACUGGAAAUAUGCAGUCAGAGCUUCAAAGAGAUAGAGCAUGACGAGGCUCAUGCCGCUGUGUUGAAAGUUUCAGGAACCAUCACGAUGGUGGUGCACCGACAAGAGAAAGGGGAAGAGGAAAUCGAGGUCGAGUUGCAGAAGAAGUCGGGCAAAGGGGCUGGUCUUUGUUUGACGGGGUACAAAAGUGGAAAGGGGGCAUACGUAUCGGACCUGUUGCCUGGCGGUAGCGCGUUGGAAAGUGGAAAAAUCUGCAAAGGCGAUCGAGUGGUGGCAGUCGGUGGCCAGGAUGUUCGCGAAGCUCCGGUAGAGGACAUAGCUGUCCACGUGAAAGUUUCCAACCCGGUGCAAUUGAAGCUGGCCAGGUUCAAAUCCGCUAAGAAAUGACAGGGUUCUGCAGGCGGAACUCGAAAGGCGAGAAUUCGGGCGGCAAUCCCCAUCAGACACCACGGACUCUAGUGUGAUAUAAUUGACUAUAUCAAAGUAAUUAUAAAUACUGUUUAUUACAUGUAAGUAAUCCUAGAAGAGAGAGAGAGAGAGAGAGAGAGUAGAAAGAAGAGCGAAUGAGAGAGAGAGAGAGAGAGAGAGAGAGAC